Molecule: messenger RNA, 2204 nt
Organism: Folsomia candida
Lineage: Eukaryota; Metazoa; Arthropoda; Collembola; Entomobryomorpha; Isotomidae
Exons: 7
Coding region: 597-2096 (499 amino acids)
Source: RefSeq, a predicted model, not a curated record
UAGGCCCCGGCUACGGCUUCCAGCUACGGCAGUGGCCCGCGGUCCGUGGACACUCCCCGCCCAACAACCUUCCACUGUCUUCUCCCGCCUGCAGACGCCAUCCUCGUUUGGAUACCAACACCACCCCACGGAAUCCGUCUAUGUGUCACUGCCAUUCAUUCUCCUACCUGGGUUAUGGUAAUGGGCCGAAUGGUGUAUUGGACUAUCUUCCCAAUACACCAUUGUAUUGGGAAGAUACAAUGGUGUAUCUUCCCAACCAUUGUAGAGGUUUUUACAUGUAGAGGUUUUUCUAGACCGUCAUCGGUUUUCCCUCAUCACAUUUUAUCAUUUGAUAAUUAGCCUGUCAUGUACUUGUAAUGGUGUGCCGUUAGCCUGUAUGGGGAUGCCGGGUGCUACUUUAUGGAUAAUACCGACAACUAAGGACAUACUUUUAGAAAUUGGUUGACUUGUAUAUUUAGAGUGAAAUCAUGCUUUUUGUGAAAUGAAUGAAGGAUGAUUUUAAGAGCUAACGCUACAUCAAUCUUGAAUAAAUACCUAGCUAAUUAAAAAAACUACCUAAUAAAUACAACCUUACAAGUUUGUAAUGCGUAGCGAACAUGCGCCAGGAAAAUGUGAGAUGGGGCUGGCUGAGAUUGAACAGGGCAAAAAUAAGUUUUUAUUAUCUAGGGGAUAAAGAUAAAAUUCGUUUAAAUUCAGUGAUUUCCAUCAGUUAUUCCUUUCUCAUUUUUAAUUUCAAUCGUCUUCCGGCUCCAGUGAGUCCGUUAGACGUGGGCCAUGUGUUGGUCGUCAGCGGGAAAUGCGUCUGUCCACAUGGAUUUGGUCUGUGGGAGCAGAACGCCACUUGCAUUCCAUGUCCAUUGGAAGAAGUCAAUGAGCGAGUAACUACUCCAGAUGGGGGAAUGAUUAUAGACAAUCUAGGAAAAUGUAUUUGUCCAAUCGACCACAAAUAUAUUCUCAGGAACGGUUAUUGUCAACCAAUCUGUGUAGUUGAUGAUGAUUGUCCAGACGAUAAGUUCUGUUACGCAAAGAAUAGCACGUGUAUCACUCCGUGCUUAAUGGAUGUGUGUCCCACAACCGCGCACUGUACAGCUAUCCGGCACGCCGCUAUUUGUCGAUGUCCAGAGGGAACGAAAGGAUAUCCUACACCAGACGAGGGCUGCGUUAGACCAACGCUACCUCGUCUCGAUUUCCCGUCACCAAAUAUGAGGGUUAACUGUUUAGCGGAUGGAGUUCAAGUCGACAUCGAUAUUCACAAAACGGAACCAUACGCAACAUUCGGAGAGUUCAAUGGUUUCCUAUAUGUCGAGGGAUUUUCGGAGGAUCCUAACUGUCGAAAAUCUGACCCCCCUUUGGACGACAGGCCGGUAGAUUUCAAGGUCAAGUUUGGCACAUGUGGAACGAAACUUAAGGACGGCGAAGUCGGAUUUGUCCUGGUUAUCCAAAGGUACCCAAAACUCGUCACCUUUACUCCGCAAACUUUCCCCAUCAAAUGCCUCUACAUGACUGGAGAGAAACCAGUAGGAUUAAACGCAUCCAUGAUGGACACGAGCCCGCCUCCAACUUGCCUCAUGAAAAUAGUGACUGCCACCGGGGGUGAAAUCACUUCGGCUGAAAUAGGAGAAACUAUGCUGCUUCGCGUUGAAGUACAACCUCAAACAAUUUAUUCAGGUUUUCCAAGAAACUGUGUUGCCAAGAUUAUGGCCGGAGAUGCUAAGAACGAAUAUUUAGUUACUGAUGAAAACGGAUGUGCUACUGAUCCAACUGCAUUUGGGGAAUGGGAAGUCGAUCACAACAAUUCGUUGCUACUCGCGCAUUUCAACGUCUUCAAGUUCCUAACUAGUGGCAGGAUAAAGUUCCAGUGUAAUGUGAAAGUCUGUUUCGGAGAGUGCCAACGGUUUAAUUGCCGCGACCAAAUUGGUUUCGGGGGAAGAAAACAACAAAUCUUUCAGGAUCGGGAUGCUUCCUUGUCGACAUCCUUUCCUGAUUACUACGUAGGCCAAGUAAGAAAAGAAGUAACGGUAGAGUCCAAUCCUAUUUUAGUUUUGGAACGUCGAGCAGAGCAGCGCACAAAUCUAUCCGAAGGGAGGCGUCCAUAAGUCAUGUGACGAGGAUGGGAGGGUAAAAGGAUUCUUUGCGAUUGGCCACUUUGCACUACUAAUAAUUUAUGAACGUUCCCUCAUUAAUAAAAAAAAAAUUAAUCUUCA